Neolamprologus brichardi is the source of this 4955-nucleotide messenger RNA. RefSeq names its product chondroitin polymerizing factor a (gene chpfa). Gene Ontology annotation, molecular function: glucuronosyl-N-acetylgalactosaminyl-proteoglycan 4-beta-N-acetylgalactosaminyltransferase activity. Lineage: Eukaryota; Metazoa; Chordata; Actinopteri; Cichliformes; Cichlidae. The record is from RefSeq and is a predicted model, not a curated record. Gene Ontology annotation, cellular component: Golgi cisterna membrane.
UGCAUCUUUUCCUCAAGUUGUCUCUGGAUGCUCCACUUCGAUGUAGAGUCGAGCUGUCCCAGUCCAGAGGCCUGUUUGGACGCCUUGAAAGCGACCGAAGCGGGACUGCCGGACAGAGAGAUCCGACGCUCAAGAUGAGAUUUUCGUUGUUAAUUUCUGUGCUGCGGUCGCUCGGCCCGGUGGUGAUCGGUAUUUCUUUAGGCUUCACGCUGAGUUUACUGAGCGUGAGCUGGUCGGAAGACGCGUGUUCUCCGGACAGUAAGGAAGGGGAGGCUGUGUCUUUAGGUAAGGAUGGACUGCUCAAAGGAGCCCGAAAGCCCAACUCUAUUUCUGCUGUCAACGAUGUGACGUCCGAAGAGGAUUUUCAACCAAGAAUAGUCCCGUACAAACAGAUCCAGCCGAGCGCCCCAAAGAAAGUUUUCAGGGCCAAGUACAUCAGCACGGAGUUGGGGAUGCGGGAGCGUCUGUUCGUCGGGGUCAUGACCUCCAAAAACACCAUUAACACCUUAGGUGUAGCUGUGAAUCGAACCAUCAGCCAUCAUCUGGACGCUGUGAUCUUCUUUACUGGCUCGCGCAGCCGCAAAAUCCCUCACGGCAUGUUUGUGGUUUCUCAUGGAGACGAGAGGCUGAUAUGGAACAUGUUCCAGACCAUCAAAUACAUUUUCGACCAUUACAUCAAUGAAUACGACUGGUUCUACUUUGUCCAAGAUGACGCCUACACUGAAGCCGACCGGAUCAAAGCCCUGGUGGAGCACUUGAGUAUGGAUCGAGAACUUUACAUGGGCAGGCCUGAGGAGUUCAUAGGUGGGGCGAUGGAAGGGAGGUACUGCUAUGGAGGGUUUGGGUACCUCCUGUCACGUAGCUUGCUGCUACGACUCCAGCCCUUCCUGGAAAAUUGUAGGAACGACAUCCUGAGCGCCCGGCCUGAUGAGUGGCUUGGACGAUGCAUCAUUGAUUACACCAGCAUAAACUGCGUUGGCAAAUAUGAGGGACUUCACUACCACCAUUACGAGUUGGCAAAAAACUCAGAUCCAAGCAAAGAACAGAGUGAAGAGUUUAAGAAAGCCCUGACCGUCCAUCCAGUGUCUGACCCGGAGCAGAUGUACCGCCUGCACAGAUUCUUCACUGAGAUUGAACUCCAGAAGACUUAUGAUGAGAUUGCUAAGCUGCAGGCAGAAAUAAAGAAUGUGAGUGUUGUUGCUUUUGAGGGGAACCGAAGCGCCCAGUGGCCAGUGGGGAUCAAUCCUCCUUUUGAACCAAAGUCUCGGUUUGAAGUUCUGAAAUGGGAAUACUUCACAGAGGAGGAGAUUUAUUCGUGCAUCGAUGACUCACCCAAGUGCGAGUUGCGUGGCAUUGACCGCAUGGACGUGGCGGAUGUCAUUGACACCGCCAUAGGAGAGCUGAACAAGAAGUACAUGCCCACUAUACACUUAAAGAAGCAGCAACUGAUUAAUGGCUACAGACGCUUUGACCCCAUUAGGGGGAUGGAGUACACCUUAGACCUUCAGCUGGAGGCUGUUAAUCAGAAAGGUCACAGCCGCUCCAUCACAAAGAGGGUUCAUCUGGUGCGACCUUUGAGCCAGAUAGAGAUCAUUCCCAUGCCAUAUGUCACUGAAGCUACAAGGGUCCACAUUAUUAUACCGCUUACUCUGCAGGACCGAAGCUACGUCGAUCACUUUCUUGAAGUCUUUGCCUCGAAUGCCUUUGAGACCAGCGAAAAUGCAAUCCUAACCUUCUUGUUUAUUUAUGACCCAGUGGAGGCCCAACAAGUUAGCCAGAAUGAUAUAUUUGCCAGCGUGAAGUCUCAGAUAACCGUUUAUGAACGCAAAUACCCUGCAGUGAAAAUCCCGUGGAUCAGUGUUAAGACGGAAACGCCAUCCCAGAUCAAAUUCAUGGACAUCAUCUCAAAGAAGCACCCCGUCGACACGCUCUUCUUCCUGGCUGAAGUCAACACAAACAUCAAUUCGGAGUUUCUGAAUCGCUGUCGCAUGAAUGCCAUAAACAAUUGGCAAGUAUUCUUCCCCAUUCAUUUUCAGGAGUACAACCCCGACGUGGCUUAUCACAACCAGCCACAUCCAGACACACUUGAUCUGGUCAAGGACGCGGGCCUUUUUGACCGCAGGUCGUUUGAUGAAACGUGCUUCUACAACUCGGACUACAUGACAACGCGCAGUCGGAUGGUGGCGGACGUCCAAGAAAACGAGGAGAUUCUAGAGAACAUGGAUAUCUACGAAAUGUUCGUAAAGUAUUCAGGUCUGCACGUAUUCAGGGCAAUAGAGCCAGCGUUACGCCAGCAAUACCGUUAUGAAGUCUGCAACCCAAGACUCAGUGAGGACAUCUAUCACAGAUGUGUUCAGAGCAACUUGGAGAGUAUCGGUUCUCGCUCCCAACUUGCCAUGCUGCUUUUUGAGCAAGAGCACGGAAACAGCACUUAAAAAACAGCAGUGAAACCUGUGCUCCUGCACGUUCGCUAAAAAAGUCUUGAGGCUUGAAUUUAGGGUGAAGAGGGCAACCAUUGUGCCACCACCCAUCGCUUAAACUUUUUACCAAGUAUAACUCCUGCUUAGGGGUGUAGGUGACUUUUAGUCACCAGGUCAGGUAACACAAGUGAUUGUCUCUGUCUUCCUGUGUGCAUUAAGGGCAGUUUGGAUAUAUAAAUGCAGUACACUCGCAAUGAAACCUUUUCAUAUAGUUUUAAUGAUUGCGUCAAGCAGGCUUUGACCACUAGGGGGCAGAAACUUUGCAGUAUUGACUUGAUUGUUAUGAUUCAGACGUCCAAUGCAUUCAGUGGGAUUUAUAACCUUGAUUUUGGUUCGCAACACUUGGAUGUAACACUUGUGCUUUUGACUAUUUUGAAUACAACAGGCAUGAUUGAGCUGAUGUACUGGCUGCAGCUGCUCGACUAAACGAACCAAAACAAGUUGCAAAAACUUUCAGUAUGUUGUUGCUUUUUCAGCGGGAAUGUCCUUUAAUUUAAUGUCGAUAUCAAAGGUAUUUUAAAGCGGAGCGGUUUAUAAUUUUUUUUUUUCUACUGGUAACCUAUGUGUCCCUUCACAAGGGGGCACUGAAGUGUUGCACUUUGGUAAAUACUCAAAUCAGUAAAUAUCAAAAGUGCAUCUUUGCAUAUGUGCCUUGACAAAAAUGACUCCACGAGGUAUUGUACAUCUAUAUAUUUUUUUAGAUUUAUGAAUAAAAUCAAUAACGCUUUGGAUAAAUGGGAGGUGUUACCUUUCACUGUGCAUGAAGCCUGAUACAGCGGUGGUUAUCGCAGAAAUGUCAGACCACCAGCUAUCCACAGGCUGCACAUGUGCCUCAAAGCAGGGAAUGGAGCUUCUGAGAAAUUGCUGCUGGAACUUUUAUAUAAUAGAUACAAACCUUUAUUUUUAUGUAGGCCAGCAUUGUGUUUUUAAGUUAUUCAGAGGUUGUCUACUUGUAAGUUUUCCAAGAAAACUUGCUUGCAUGAGGCAGUAGAUGAGGGCGAGGGCUCAUUAUUAAAUGCUUGUAGCGAGUCCCUUUUGAAAUGUACGGUACUUUUUAAAUUAGAAUCGAAUUAGUUUAGUAACAGCUGAAAUAAAGAAUGUAUGAAGACAUUUCACCAGGUGUAGGCAGUCUGAGAACUCCAAAAGAAACUGUUUUUGUUUUGCUUUUUUUUUUUAAAAGAAUUUCAACUGUGUUGUUAAGAUAUUGUAAGUCACUGGUUGGUAUCAUUGUCCUCCCAUGCGGUGUGCUCAGUUACACAAAUGGCUGCUUUCUCCCAGUUGUAACGCUGCCCAAUGGGGGUCUUUUCUGGUGGAGGUAGCGGUACUGGACACCAUAAUGUCGUUGAGUAUAUUAUAAUGUGCAAUAUUACAGAUAACACAGCUGAAUAUGUCUGAUGGAAGACUUUUCAUUUGAAAGCAGUGUGUAUAUCAAAAUACUGUACGUGACUCAUUCUUUCUGUUUGAUACGAAGUAAAUACACUGUAAUUUCUUAUGACAAGACCUUUUAAUGUAUUUUCUCUGACACUAGACACUUUUCAUCAUCCGGUUUACUUGGAAAUACAUAAAAUCAAGGCAAGUCCUGUUAUUUAACUGUAAUUGGAUUUGAUGUAUAUGUUGGAAACACUACAUCCACUUUGGUGGUCCUGAAAGGUGUUUUCUGUAUCGUCUGCCAUGUGAACAUUUUUUUUUUUUUCCCCGACGCGUCUUUUUUCAAGAUGAGUCUUUCUUUUUACCAUUACGGUGCACCAGCUUGUAUGAAUGUUCGUCUUAAUCCUUUGAAGAGUACGAUGCUAAUAAUGUGCAUAAUUGAAAAUAUAAUCUUCCCAAAAAAAAAAAAAAACCCACUGUGAAAGAUUGCUGAAAGUGCUGAGAUUACAAUAUGAAGUUAUUGUGGUGAUCUGCGUCGUCUUUGCCUUCUGCAGACGCGAGAAGCCCAAAAUUAAAGGAGCGGGCAGAUUAAUUAUCGCAUCCGUCAUCGCCGAGCGCAGUCUCUUAAGUAUUUUGUCCAUAAUUUAUUCAAUCUGUCAUAUCUCCUAAAUUAUGCAUCUUCUAAACACUUCAGCACUAACAGAGGCUUCCAUGACAUUUUCAGCGCAUCUAUAAAUAUUUUAUAGACACUCUAUUUUUAAACCUUUUUUUUUUUUUUUUAAAGCUUUAUUUACACUGCAGUUUCUAUUUUAUUAUUUUGUGACAGAAUCAAGUAUCUGCUUUGUCCUUGUGCUUUCAAACAGAAACUAAAUUCACUUUGGAUCAAGCAAAUUAUUUAAAAUAAAACAUUUUUUUUUCUUUAAAAUUUUCCAUUGCUGAUUGAACCUGUUGGUUUACAGUGUUCAGUGCACGUGGGUACUUGUAAAACCAAAGCAAUACGUUUCAAUUUAAAAAGUUCAUCACAUCCAAAUAUGUGCUGUAAUUACCAAUAAGCUGUGAAUUGUAAUUUUGUUUUUUGUUUUUUAAAUAAAGGAUGUUUAAAUAUGA